This is a messenger RNA of Leptopilina heterotoma, 3528 nucleotides long. Its product is annotated as transient receptor potential channel pyrexia-like. NCBI's taxonomy places the organism in Eukaryota, Metazoa, Arthropoda, Insecta, Hymenoptera, Figitidae. Gene Ontology annotation, molecular function: monoatomic ion channel activity; protein binding. The transcript is spliced from 7 exons. Gene Ontology annotation, biological process: monoatomic ion transport; transmembrane transport. Bases 697 to 3393 code for a protein of 898 amino acids. Gene Ontology annotation, cellular component: membrane. The record is from RefSeq and is a predicted model, not a curated record.
AAUUAACCAAAUAAUAAAAAUUCAUAAAAUGAAUUUUCAAAUUUUGCCAAAGAAAAUUUUGUAUUUUCUAAUUAUUUUAAAGAUUUCAAAUGAUUUUGAGUUAUGCGAAUAAAUAUUGCAUUUCUGUGGUAUGUUAUGAUAAUAUAAGUGUGCCGUAAAUAUUUUUGAUUUACGCAAGGGGAGAAACGAUUUUGCCUCUGUGAAUUCAAUCAUAAAAUUGGAAGAUAUUGCACACGUGGUGGGAGUAUUGAGAAUUGAGAAAAGAGAUUGCAUUACAAAGUCUUGAAAUAACUUUAGUAUACUUCCAGAGGGUUUUCGAGUGUAUUCCAGAGUGUAGUCUCGUAACUGAGCUUAUUUUAUAAAGAGAUCAGUUUCUUUUAAUCCUCUUCUUCCUCUCUCACUCUCUUUCUUCUUUAAAAUCACACAUCUCACAUAAUUUAAAGCUGAAACGCUCAAUGUACAAUAAAGUGGAAUUAAAAUUUAUAUUUCGGAAAAAACUCAUUUCUCUCUUUUACAAAAUUUAUGGAAAUUCAAAAUAAAAAAAAAUUAUUAGCAAAAUGUGAACAUAUGCUGGAUGCUCUUUCGCUAAGAUUCUAAAAUGCGGGGAAUUAAUUUUAGAGCAUUCAACAUUAAGGAGAUGAUACAUUACUACUACUGCUUACAAAUUAUCACUCAUAAAUAACACCCACACCUUCGAUGGAGGAGAAUGAAGAAAUUUGGAUGGACGAUUUGGAAUCGGGAAGUAUUUCCUCAGAAAAUAGUUCAAAAUCGGGUGCACGUCCAAAUCAUAGGCAGAUGUAUCAGCAUCAAGUCUGGCGGGAAGAUGAUGUCAUUCGUGCCAUAUCGGAUCUGCCAGCUGGGGAAAUUGCUCUUUCACAACUAUCGACACUCAAUGGAGAGCAAUUGGAAAAGAUUCUCGAAGAAACACAAAAACUCGAUUUUUCCGAGACAAAAGUGAAAAAUCAAAUGCUGCUUAUUCCUCGAUUUGCCAAUGGUGGAAUAAGAAAAGCGUCAAUAGCGGCCGAAAAUGAAUCGGCGGCAACGGCAACUCCAGAAGAAUUACUAUCGAAAUGGCCAAAUACCUGUCUCUUGGUAUCGACAUGGUUGGGACAAAUAGAACUGGUGAAAUUACUUUUGGAAAAAGGCGCCGAAGUUUCGUUUCGUGACAACGAUGGAAGGACGUCACUUCAUCUUGCGGCUUGUAUCGGAUCGGAGAAAAUAGUCCAAGAAUUAUUGAGAUACGGCGCAGAUCCAAGUGAAUGGGAUUUUCAUAGAACGUGCACGUCGUUGCAUUGUGCGGCAGCUUCCGGCGAUGUUGAAACUGUGAAAAUUCUCCUAGAAGCCGGGGCUGAUGUCAAUGCAGGAAUUAUGGGAAGAAGUCCUCUGCACUACGCCGUUCUCAGCAAUAAUUCCAAUUGCGUUGAAACACUUCUCAAAGCUGGGGCGUCGCCGAAUAAUCCUCAGGUGUACACGGAAACUCCGUUGCACGUGGCAGCGAGUCUGGGAUCAGCGACAUGCGUGAAUCUUCUUUUAUGCUUCGGAGCCGAUGUUCGUGUUCAAAUGGGAGCGGCAAGAUCGACGCCCCUACAUUUGUCGGCAGAGGAAGGCAGUGCGGAGUGUACGAAACUUCUCCUCGACUAUCAGGCGGCUCACGAUGCUAAAAAUUCAAAGGGCCAAACACCAUUGCAUUUGGCAGCUCUGGCACAAUCUGCCGAGACUAUGGAGAUUUUAAUUUCCAGAGGAGCGAACGUUAAUGAAGAAGACGUUGAUGGGAGAACUCCGCUGCACGCCGCUGUCGCCAAAUCCAUUCGUGGAAGUGAACUGGUCAAAAUGCUCAUACAGGCCGGAGCGGAAAUAAACAAAGCGGACAAAUUCGGCUACACACCAUUGCACAUUGCAGCAUUGAGCGAAAGUUCCUCGACAGUGAUGCUCCUGGUUGCAAAGGCAGCCGACGUCACGGCCCGAACAAAAGGCGGAAUAUCAGCUCUGAGUUUUAUAAUUCGUCGAACUCCCGACAUUCUUCCACGAUUUAUCGCGAGAUUAGAUCAGGCAAUUUCCCUCCACGAUCAUGAAUUAGGCGACGUCGAUUGUGAAUUACGUCUCGAUUUUCGUGCCCUCGUUCCUGGUGGACGUGGCGAAACGGACCUGAUGCUCUGCCUCGUGGAAGUUGGCCAACGACACGUUCUCAAACAUCCAUUGUGCGAGAGUUUUCUCUAUCUCAAAUGGUUGAGAAUAAGAAAAUUUUUUCUCUUCAGUCUCAUUUUUCAUUCGAUAUUCGUCGCCACAUUCACCAGUUACAUUGCCUUUACAUUCUUCUGGAAAUUCACGCACAUGAGCGAUAUUUUCUUCUGGCCAGUGAUUAUGUUCACAAUUAUUUUGGCCUGCAAGGAAAUCUUUCAAUUGGCCCAUGGCGUUUGUAGUUAUGCGAAAGGAUGGGAAAAUGUCCUUCAAUGGAGUGUUAUCAUAACAUCGGGAAUUAUUUUAUGUCAAGUUUCAAAAGCUUGGCAUCAUCAUAUUGCGGCUCUUGGUAUUUUACUCGUUUGGGUCGAAUUAAUGAUGGUCGUUGGUCGUUUUCCCAUGUUCGGUAUCUACGUUCAAAUGUUCACUCAAGUGGCAUUAAAUUUCUUCAAAUUUCUCGGCGCUUACAUGAGUUUAAUCAUUGGCUUCUCAUUGAGUUUCAGUGUUCUUCACGAUAAUUACAAAUCAUUCAAAAAUCCCCUCGUCGGUCUCUUAAAAACCAUAAUCAUGAUGUCCGGUGAACUAGAAUUCGAAGACGUAUUUUUCGACGAGGAGGCAAGAAUUCUCUAUCCAGGAACUGCGCAUCUUAUGCUUUUGGCAUUUGUCAUUCUCGUGACGAUAAUCCUCACAAAUCUAAUGAUGGGUCUCGCCGUCUCUGAUAUUCAGGAAUUGAGAAGAUGCGCCGGAUUGGAUAGACUAAUUAGAAGAGCGCAAUUAGUGGCGCAUUUGGAAAAUUUAUUAUUCUCGAAACUUUUGGAUUUUGCGCCAAAGAAAAUUGUGAAGGUGUGUCGUUCGGGUGCUUUGUUACUUCAUUUACCGCAUCAUUGUGCAAUUCACAUACGUCCAAAUGAUCCACGUGAAAAUCGUUUGCCAAGGGAUUUAAUAAAGAGUGUCUAUCGAUUGGUGAGUGAACGAAGGAAUAAAUUUAAGAAACCGGGAAUUUCCUUGACGAGAAGUGCAAAUGAUAUUGAAAUGAGUGAUGGGAAAUUAAAUCGACUUUAUAGUAGUAAUUCGGUGAAUGACAGUAAUCGACAAUUGAGCGAAAUUGCCAAUGAAUUGAAGAGAUGCGCUCAGACAAUAAGUUCGCGUUUAGAUUCACUCACAACUAAAGUUGAAUAUAUUGCCAGGGAAAUUGAUCUAUCGAUAACUAAUUAAAAAAAAAUUGUUUAUUCUCACUGGAAAUAAAUUAUUGAAAAAGGAAUAUUUCUAUUUUUUGGAAAUUUUAAUCUUCAAAAUCAUUUGUAUUGAAAACGAAAUAAAAAUGAAAUAAAAAUAAAAUAAAACAAAAAG